UGUGUGGCAGUGCCAGCGUCGCUGACCCUUGACCCGGACACGGCCAGCCCCUGGUUGGUGCUGCUGGAGGACCUGACUGGAGCUGCACUGGGUGGCACUCAGAGGCCGGUGGAAGAUGGCCCGCUCCGGUUCGACCACUCGCCCUGCGUGCUGGCCUCCCAGGGCUUUGCCAGCGGCCGGCACUACUGGGAGGUGGCGGUGCGGCGCCAGGCCGAGUGGGCCGUCGGUCUGACCCGGGAGACGGCCAGGCGCAAGGGCGCCAUCACCCUGUCGCCGCAGGACGGCUACUGGGCCGUGUGGAGGAAGAAGGGUGACAAUUACCGGGCGCUGACCUCGCCCCCGACCCGGCUGAGCCUGGCCGCCCAGCCCAGCAGGCUGGGCAUUUACCUGGACUACGAGGGCGGUCAGGUCUCCUUCUACGAUGCGGAGCAGAUGGCCCACCUGUACACCUUCACCGGCACCUUCACCGAGCGCCUCUACCCCUUCUUCAGCCCUGGCCCCGGUGAUGGGCACCGCGGCGCCGCCCUGGUGACCGUCUGCCACCUCAGCCUCUGACCGGGAGGCCUUGCACCCAGACAGGCCUCCAGCUCUCACCAGGCCUCAGGAUGCAGCAAGUGGGGGUGGGCAGGGAGGUGGUGAUACCAUCACCGCUCUGUUGAUCUGGAGGAGCCAGGUUCGAAUCCCCGACGUGUUUGUGUUUUUUUUUAAGUCUGGAAUUUAACAGUGACCCCGUUGCCAGGAAAGCCUGCCUGAUCUGCUCUGAAGGGGGGAAAUCUGCCGCCCUCAACCAGGUCUGGCCUACGCAUGACUCCAAACCCACAGCAAAGCAAAGUCUCCCAUCUGGGCAAUUAGGGACGGGCAAUAAAUACUGGCCUGGCCCACUUCCCAUCAACAAAUUUUAAAGAAGUGUUCUUCACUGCCUAAGGCCUACACUUUUCUUGGUGGUGGGGUGGGGCUGCCAAGGUGGGCACAGCAGGAUCCCACCUCUUGCUUUCGAAGGUGAAGCCAGUUGAAGGGUCGCGUAGGUCCUGGGGGCCCCAUUUCUGGAAAGUUCCAGAGUGCCCAGCACUUCUCUGCGGCGUGGUGGUGAACGUGGGUCUUGGGUUUGAGCACGCAAGCUCCCACGGGCAGGGUGGGGGAGAGGGGGAAGCUACUGAGUGGAUGGUCCCCUGCUUUCUCCUCUUCAUCACGGCCAGCACUCGGAGUAAAAGCCCUGCCCCCCGCUGAGGUAACUAGUGAUCAUCUCCACGUAGACAGCGGAGAUCGUGUUUAAUAUCUCCACCCAACGUUUCCCAGCACCCCCCCACUUCCCAGAAGGGGAAGGUCAGAUGACCAGGCAGUUCUUCCCUUGGCACCGCUGCAGGAACAUAGCCCAUUGAUGUUCAGACUCUCACUCCUGGUGCGGGCGUCGAACCCGUGACCCUCUGGGUUCGGAGGCAGACUUGCGAGCCAUUGAGCCACAUUCGACAUGCCACACAGGAGCCAUGCCAAACGGUUAAAGAAGUGUAUUCUCUCUUGUCCCCGAUCCAAAGGCAGAGGCUCGGUCUGGGCCUAAGGAGGGCCAGGCAGGUUCAAAAGGGGAGACGUGCAGGACUAAUUGGUCCACCUCAGGUAGGCUAUUCCUCCCAGCAACUGGACCCUCAGGCAAAAAACACCUCCCAACCCACAGGCCUUCAGACAG
Chiloscyllium plagiosum (whitespotted bambooshark) is the source of this 1681-nucleotide messenger RNA. NCBI's taxonomy places the organism in Eukaryota, Metazoa, Chordata, Chondrichthyes, Orectolobiformes, Hemiscylliidae. The record is from RefSeq and is a predicted model, not a curated record.